AUGAUACAGCAGAGUGCACCAGCUCUGACCCGGAUCGUUGCAGGUGUUCCUGUUGAGAUAAAGAAUGGAGCGGCUUCCUCUGCCUCAGGUAACGCUACCACAGUUGAUGCUGUUCUCCAGCUGAAUGCAACUGGGACCAAAGUUGGUGGCAGCUCUUCAAACACCACCCAGAAUGAAACUACCACUUCCCCAGCAUCCAAGCAUCCCGUCUUAAAUGAAAGUGCAGAAACCUUAGCAGACUUGCAUGGCUAUCUGGGGCUAGAUGAAGGAGAUAUUUUGUUGGCACAGGACAGAAACGCUGUGGACUCGGUGUGGUCAGGUGGCGUAAUCCCUUACGUAAUCAGCCCAGAACUCGCUCACCGAGGGUCUGAGAUCCAGGCGGCCUUCAGGAUGAUCUCGGGGUCGACGUGCAUUCGCUUUCAGCCGCACGCCGCUGAGUUCAACUACCUGGAAAUCAAAGAUGGCAACGGCUGUGCGUCGUUUAUUGGCUGCCGGGGGGGGUCCCAGCCGGUGUAUUUUUCUGAGUCCUGCUCGGCGGGGAACCUGGCCCACGAACUGCUGCACGCUUUGGGUUUGUACCACGAACACACCAGGAAGGACCGCGACGACUACGUCACCGUCAACUGGCCCCACAUCAGCCCAAUGAAGAAUGGAAACACCCUCAACUCGCCCUACGACUUUGGCUCCAUCUUGCACUACGGGCCGGCUUAUUUCAGCGUGGACGGAGGCCAAACUCUGGAGCCCAAACAGAGCGGCGUGCAGAUCGGUCAGAGAAAAGGUCUGAGCCAGCUGGACAUCCAGAAGCUGAACAUCCUCUACAACUGUGGUGGAUCACGCAAAGGCUGAGCAGAGCCACGGACAUCUGAAUCUAAAGGAUAAUAAAGGUUUUGUUACAAUAA
Menidia menidia (Atlantic silverside) is the source of this 899-nucleotide messenger RNA. The record is from the annotation of a GenBank genome assembly. NCBI's taxonomy places the organism in Eukaryota, Metazoa, Chordata, Actinopteri, Atheriniformes, Atherinopsidae.